Messenger RNA from Stylophora pistillata, 1696 nucleotides. Its product is annotated as neuropeptide FF receptor 1-like. The record is from RefSeq and is a predicted model, not a curated record. Gene Ontology annotation, biological process: cellular response to hormone stimulus; G protein-coupled receptor signaling pathway. NCBI's taxonomy places the organism in Eukaryota, Metazoa, Cnidaria, Anthozoa, Scleractinia, Pocilloporidae. Gene Ontology annotation, cellular component: plasma membrane. Gene Ontology annotation, molecular function: G protein-coupled receptor activity; peptide binding.
AGACGUUUUUAGCGUCCACAUCACGAACUAAAUUCCUCCCAGGAAGUGACUAAGAAGGAAAAGAGGUUUCUGAGAAGAAUACGUAUUCUUUUUUCCCGUACUUAUUUCAACUUAUUUUAAUCUAUUUUGAUAAGUUUCCUUGGUUGACAUCAUGGACCUGCAACAGCUUUAUUAAUACGCAGAACCUGUAAAAUCAUCUGUUUGCUUACUGUCUCGUUGUUCUACUGCAAAAACUGUGUUUUCAAAUGAAAGAAGUUCCAAGUUGUUUUGGCUGAAAAGAGGAUUUAGCGUCUGCUUUGUUAAGCAUUUGAUAUCAGAGCCACUUAAUUUGGUGGUAUCGAUAUAGGUAAACUACAACCUAGAUUGACGCCUUUUGUGAGGAUGGAAUUAGAAUCGAAUGCGGCUGUGAUCAUCACAGUCCUCUUAAUUCUUGUUGUUGUGGACAUUACAAGCAAUACACUGGUCUGUUUGAUUAUCAUGCGACAUCUCCAAAGGAGGACUCAGAUGAAUUAUUUACUAUUGAACCUGGCUAUUUGCGAUGUGCUAUUUGCAAUCUUUAUUACCCCAAAGAUUAUUGUAAGUUACAACAUUAGCCAUCCAGACGGAGUGACAGGCGUCAUCUUAUGUAAGCUGUUGACUGGUGGAAACAUGGCAUGGGUUUCUGGAGCAUUUUCAGUUAUAAUUUUAGUUACCAUUGCUGUUGAACGAUAUCACACGGUGAGGUACGCGUUUGAUCCAAACAGGAAACUGACCAAGCGUAAACUAAAGGUGAUCGUCCUUUGUUCUUGGAUAUUCGCUGUGUUUUUUAACUUACCACUCUUUCUUGUCCGUACCUUUGAGAUGGCGGAAGCAAAUAACUAUUGUGUUCAAAUCUGGCCUGAAAAGUGGAUGUCUUCAGUUUAUUGUGUGGCAUGGUUAUUCUUGGUCGUGGCUUCCGCUGUCACUAUGACUGUAUUAUACUCACGGGUCAUUUACACCUUGUGGCACCAUCCCAAUGAUGGCAAUCCAUUGACCUAUAAACAACAAGGUGUGCUGAGGGUGCGUAAACGCGUCACUUUGAUGGUCAUCUCAGUAAGUGUCAUAUUCGCAGUUUGUUGGGGAGCAGAGUCGGUUGAAUACGCACUGAGAAUCACCUCCAAUCUCAACAUCAGCUUUGUCCAUAUUGCUACUGUCGACAUGAUGGUACUGUUCAACUCAGCCGUCAACCCCUUCGUGUAUGCCCUCUUGAACCAUCAAUUCAGACAGAAGAUCAAGGAAGUGAUGAGUUGCACACGCCUUGUGGCACACAGGCCUCGGGCUGAAACAGCUAAAGAAACUAAGCUUUGAUUAGACACACGAAAAACCUUGUCUUAUCCACGUUAUCAAAAAACAUUGUAAGAUUGAUUUUAGAAGCAAAACUCUUGGCUCAAAAAAGUCUAGGGUCUGACCGGUUUUUUGUAAUCAAAUCGUAUCUAACAAGAGAUAAUCUAAAUGAGCUUGAGCGAGUGAUCAACAAUUGCCGUCUUUUACUAACAAAACUAUAGCCAACUAAGAGCUUCAAAAAAACUAAACCGACAGUCCUAGGCAUGUCCUUUUUCAUGCCACAGAUUUUUAGAUAUCUUACAGUUAAUUGGUAUGUUAUACGAUGGUAAACCUGGUGUCUACUAAUAUUACUACUACUGUUACUACUAGUCAUUUUAAAAAUAUUUUAUUUAUA